AUGGCGUUUUUCAUCCAAGUUGGAGUAGCAGCGAUAGCGGUGUUUCUGAUGGCGGUGGCGAUGGAAUCUGACGGGCGGGAGCUGCGUCCGUCUGAUCACGGCCUCGUGUACCAGGACCCGGGGCCGGCAAGCGCGAAGGCGCCGACAGAUGAGAAGUCGUUCUUCGGCGGGGGAGGAGGAGAAAAUUCUCCGGCGGCGGGGGACGCGGCACUGCCGAAGCCAAAGGCGAUGAACUCGAGCGACGCCGACGCGUCGUGGUGGAAGGGCGUGGUGGCACGUGACGGCGGGAGGCGUAGAGAUCACGUGGAGGACGUGUUGCUGGUGGUGAGCUUGCUCUGUGGGAUUGCAGGUGUCGCGCUAUUUGUGGCCUCCGCUAUUGUUUACGUCCUAAAGUACCGAAAGCAUAAAUCUUUACCGUCAGAGUCACCGUCAUCUUGA
Pyrus x bretschneideri (Chinese white pear) is the source of this 438-nucleotide messenger RNA. RefSeq lists its product as uncharacterized. The record is from RefSeq and is a predicted model, not a curated record. Lineage: Eukaryota; Viridiplantae; Streptophyta; Magnoliopsida; Rosales; Rosaceae. The coding region runs from base 1 to 438 and encodes 145 amino acids. The transcript has a single exon.